Molecule: messenger RNA, 2348 nt
Organism: Vicia villosa (hairy vetch)
Lineage: Eukaryota; Viridiplantae; Streptophyta; Magnoliopsida; Fabales; Fabaceae
Product: cytochrome P450 CYP736A12-like
Exons: 2
Coding region: 45-1574 (509 amino acids)
Molecular function (GO): iron ion binding; monooxygenase activity; oxidoreductase activity, acting on paired donors, with incorporation or reduction of molecular oxygen
Source: RefSeq, a predicted model, not a curated record
UCAACCUUGUUACUUCACUCAAACCAAACCAUUCAUUUGCAAACAUGUCUUCUGCAACAAUACUUUCUUUCCUUCUCUUCACUUUCACAUUCACUUAUCUUUCAUUCAAACUUUUCUUUCAUCCAAAACAAAAACACAAGAAGCCACCAGGUCCACCAUCACUUCCUAUAAUCGGAAACCUUCACAUGUUAGGUACACUUCCACAUCGAACACUUCAAACACUCUCCAAAAAAUAUGGUCCAAUCAUGUCCUUACAACUUGGUCAAGUCCCAACUAUUGUCAUUUCAUCUUCAAAAACAGCAGAGUUAUUUCUCAAAACACAUGACUUAGUUUUUGCAAGCCGGCCAAAGAUUCAAGCAUCUAAGAUCUUCUCUUACGGUUCAGUAGGGUUGUCUUUUUCGGAGUAUGGUCCUUAUUGGCGAAGUGUAAGAAAACUAUGCGCUUUGAAACUUCUUGGUGCUUCUAAAGUUGAGAUGUUUGCUCCUAUUAGAAAAAAUGAGUUGGAUGUUGUGGUUAAAUCAUUGAAGAAAGCUGCUUUGGUGGGUGAGGUUGUGAAUGUUAGUGAUGUUGUAGAGACUUUGGUUGAAGAUAUUGUGUAUAAGAUGAUAUUGGGUAGGAGUAAGUAUCAACAAUUUGACUUGAAGAGGAUUGUUAAACAAACAAUGAUUUUAUUUGGAGCUUUUAAUCUAGCUGAUUAUGUUACUUGGUUGGGCCAUUUUGAUCUUCAGGGAAUUACACGAGCUUGCAAGAAAACAAGUAAAGAACUUGAUGGAGUGUUGGAGGUGAUAGUAUCAGACCAUGAACAAGCUACUAAUGUAGACAAACCUCAUCAUGAAGAAGAUUUUGUAGACAUGCUUCUUUCAACUAUGCAUCAAACUAAAGAUUUAGAAAAUGGACAAAAUAAUGUCAUCAAUCGUACUCACAUCAAGGCAAUAUUACUAGACUUGAUUGUGGCUGGAAUUGAUACAUCAGCUACCGUAAUUGAGUGGGCGCUAUCUGAACUUUUAAGGAAUCCAAGAGUGAUGGAAAAACUUCAAGAUGAAAUACGAAAUGAAGUAGGAGAUAUGAGGAUGAUUGAAGAGAACGAUUUGAAGAAGUUAGAUUACUUAGAUAUGGUGGUUGAUGAGAUAUUAAGACUUUAUCCCGUAGGACCUUUAUUACUUCCGCGUGAAUGUAGAGAGAAUAUAUCAAUCGAUGGUUAUUUUAUAGAAAAAAAGACGCGCGUUAUUGUAAAUGCAUGGGCAAUAGGGAGGGAUCAUGAUGUUUGGUCACAAAAUGCAGAUGAAUUUUAUCCUGAAAGAUUUAUUGACAAGAUAAUGAAUUUUCAUGGACAAGAAUUUGAGUGUAUACCAUUCGGUUCUGGUCGGAGACGUUGUCCUGGAAUUCAUUUGGGCUUGAUUACAGUAAAAUUGGUUAUAGCUCAAUUGAUACAUUGUUUUAAUUGGGAACUUCCACGUAAUAUUACUCCUUCAAAUUUGAAUAUGGAAGAGAAAUUUGGACUCACUAUACCUAGAGCUCACCACCUGUACGCAAUACCAAGUUAUCGUUUGGUAAGUAAUGACAAAUUUGAAUAGUUUAUAAGUUGUUUUACAAUAAAUUAACGAAUAUUGUUGAAACCAGAUAAUUAGGUAAUUUUGAUAAUAUAUUACUUUAUUAUAUUAAAAGUAGAUUAGAGUUAAUAUUCCUAUCCAAUAUCUAUUGUUUCACUAUAAGUAUAAAAAACACUAUAAGUUGUGAUUAUAUUUAAGUAAUUUUGAUAUUUAAGUAAUUUUGAUAGUAUAUUACUUUAUUAUAUUAAAAGUAGAUUAGAGUUAAUAUUUACACCCAAUAUUAAUUGUUUUCACAUUUUUCAUAUCCCUUGUUAUUACAAACUGUUAAUUAUUUCUUACCAUUUAUUAAACCUACAGUUAAUUUUGACUGUAAAACCAAUCAUGAAGUAAUAUGUAGCUGUAUUUUUGUUUUGAAACUUCAUUGAAAACCUACAAAACGUUUCUCAUUCUACUUCUACUUUUCUCAAUUGAAACAAAUAAAUUGAAACAAACCUUAUUCUACUUCCAACGUGUUUCCUCAAUUGAAACAAAUAAAGCAUUGGAAAAAUAAGUGCGACUUUUGUCAUUCCUAUUCUAUUCUUUCAUUGAAACUAGAUUAUUCCAUUUAUUAAUUUAAGCAACCAUCUAAAGUCAUGUGUGUUCUCAUUCAGUUUUCUUUUGUUCCAUCUUCCACCCUCAUCUCCGAAAACAGAUUCCUUCUAUAUCUCUUCCACCAUUAUCUGCAAAAUAGGUUCCUUCCAUCUCUAUGUUCUUAUUGAUGUUUUGAUUGUUUGUUUGCUCCUUCUCCGUCUUCAGCGU